Molecule: messenger RNA, 1788 nt
Organism: Prunus mume (Japanese apricot)
Lineage: Eukaryota; Viridiplantae; Streptophyta; Magnoliopsida; Rosales; Rosaceae
Source: RefSeq, a predicted model, not a curated record
AAAAGGAAAGCUUUUUUCUUUUUUCCUUCUUCUUUAUUUGCCGUUUAUAUGCCUUAAUUUCCAUGAAAGUGGAGGUUUCAAUCCGAGCUCUGAAAGCUCUUGUAACAUAUAGCACUAAACAGUUUGUCUCUUCCAAUUAAACUGUGGGAAAAAAAUUCUCAAUUGGGUUGUGUUUGGGCUUCUGUAUCUCAUGUGAGCAUGUCAGCUAAAGCAAGGUCUAGAGAGAGAAAGAGAAGGAGAGGGAGAGAGAGAGAGAAAGAGAUGCUUUUUUCCUUUCUCAGCGUAGAGUAAUCUUUCAAAAACCAGCCUUUCCAGCAAUACCCAGUUUAGCCCUCUUUUUGCUUCACCUUCAAUAGAUUACACCAGCUGUCGCCAUCUUGAGGUCCUGUUGAUAGUGAAACAAGUAUGCUUUUUGUCUGCUUCUCUGUGUGAUUUAUUUUGCAACCUACAUUUCCAAGCUCGUCCGUUUCGUUUUAGAUGUGCUCUCUCAUGCUCUGCUUCAACCUGGAUUAAUGCAUCAAGACCCAGCAUACCAGAUCAAAUCAAGGCUGGAUAAUCAGAUUUUGAAGCACUUUUGAGAUAGAUUCUUCGCCUUUGUCCCUGAUCAGUUGAGGUCACCAUUUGUUUGUUAAAAAUCCCGAGAGAAAGUUUGGAAAAGUUAAUUGAGGUUCUUGGGUUGAAGAUGAGAGAUUUCCCAUCUUGUUUUGGUGAAAAUGGGGUUCAAGUUGCUGAUUCUUCUUCAUCAAAUACUAGUAGGACUGCCCAGAAUUUGGUUACUUGUGUCUAUCAAUGCCGGUUACGAGGCAGGUCUUGCUUGAUUACUGUAACUUGGAGUAAGAAUUUGAUGGGUCAAGGGCUUAGUGUCGGGAUAGAUGAUUCGUCAAAUCAGUGUCUUUGUAAGGUUGAUAUUAAGCCCUGGUUGUUCUCCAAGAGAAGAGGGUUCAAGAGUUUGGAAGCUUAUUCUAGUAAAAUUGACAUAUAUUGGGACCUUUCUUCGGCGAAAUUCGGAUCCGGGCCUGAACCUUUAGGGGGAUAUUACGUGGGAGUUGUGGUGGACCGGCAAAUGCUUCUCCUUCUUGGAGAUAUGAGAAAAGAAGCUUUCAAAAAGACUAGUGCCAGCCCUGUGCCUUCUAAUGCUGUUUGUGUUGCCAAGAGAGAGCAUGUUUUUGGUAAAAGGGGCUUCACCACAAAGGCUCAAUUUUCUAAUAAUGGUCAACUGCAUGAUCUUGUCAUUGAAUGUGAUACUCUUGGGGUCAAUGACCCGUGCCUCCUGGUCCGCGUAGACAGCAAGCCUGUGAUGCAGGUGAAGAGACUUCGGUGGAAGUUCCGGGGGAAUCAUACCAUCUUGGUUGAUGGGCUUGCAGUUGAAGUUUUCUGGGAUGUUCACAACUGGCUCUUUGGUACAUCACCCGGAAAUGCUGUUUUUAUGUUCAAGACAUGCCUCUCAGCUGAGAAGUUGUGGGCUAGCCAACCGCUCUCUGAUCCAAGUGCGUUGCAGUGGUCAUUUUCACAGAGAUUUUCAGAUAGUAAGUCGCAGGGUCUAGGAUUCUCACUGAUUCUGUAUGCUUGGAAGAAUGAAUAGAGGAGGUCGGAAGUUCUCCAUUGAUUGCUAACAGAAAACCUCCAGUGAGUGAUGAUUUUAUCAGCUAUGUGAUUGAAUUACCACAAAAAAUGAUUAUAUAUGAUCAUUUGUUAUAUAAUCAUUUGUUUUUUCUUAACCUUUUUCUUUUGUUUCUCCUUAUGAGGAGCUUGAGCAAUCCAAAUAGAUCAGAGACAGUUUUGUUUUUA